ACGUGACACCCUUAACAACUUCCCACCAUCUCAAAACCCCACCACACCGCCUCCCAAGGGCCGCAGAGUCAGCCGACACCGAGCGGGUUGGUGGCCCGGCCCAUCUAAGAUGGGUGCGUAGCUUAAGCCGCGUACGCCACCGUCGUAGCGUCCCCAGCCACCGCUCCCUCAGAGCCCGAAAAAAAAAAAACAAAAAAGCCAAAAUGCUCCCAGUAACCUACGCCGCUCCUCUUAUCCUUCACCCCAACCACCACCCCUCUCCACACUCAUGGCCGCGUCCUCCUCCUCUCCUUCUCCCUCGCCCUCUCCUCGCCCCAUCGCCCAACAACCUUCUAGAAGGAUCCCUCCUCCUUGCUGGUCCCACCAAGAAACCGUAGCCCUCAUCGACGCGUACCGCGCGAAAUGGUACUCCCUCAACCGGGGCAACCUCAGGGCUUCCCACUGGCAGGAGGUCGCCGAUUCGGUAGGCCGCACCUGCCGCCUCGUCUCCCCUCCAAAGACCUCCCUCCAAUGCCGCCACAAGAUCGAGAAGCUCCGCAAGCGCUACCGCACCGAGAAGCAGCGCUCCCUCGCCGCGGGUCCCCACGCCGGGCCCCCCUCCUGGCCGUACUUCCGCAAGAUGGAUUCCAUGGAAAUUGGUGGUGCCUCACCGGACACCUCAGACGACGACGAUGAAUUCGAUGCCAGGGUUGGCAACACCCGCAGCUUGCACCGCCUGCUUUUGAAUGGCGCGGGCCACCGUUCUGGGGCUUCUGCUGCCGCCGCAUCCGCGGGAGUACGAACGAAGGUCGAGGAGAGGCGUAAUUCGGGCGGUGACGAUUUGAAGAGGGGUUCUCCAUCAUCUUCCGGUUUCGAUGCGGUGGCCUCGGCUGUCCGGAUGGUCGGGGAUGGGUUUAUGAGGAUUGAGAAGAUGAAGAUGGAGAUUGCGAAGGAGACAGAGAGGGUGCGGAUGGAUAUGGAGUUGAAGCGGACGGAGAUGAUCAUUGAGUCACAGCAGCGGAUCUUCGAUGUGUUUUUGGAAGGGUUUGGAGGUAAGGAGAGGGCGAAGAGGAUGCCGCUGUCGCCGGAGAAUUAGAAACUGAAUUUCUUUUCAGCAUUCUUGAAGUGGUUUGUCGGAUGGGGUUACUCUCAUCUUUGCACAGGCUAUCGGGUUUGCGAUCUCUUGUCACGAAAUGGAAGCAGGCGAUCAGAGCAAAAAUGACUAAUCCUUUUUUGGAUAACGUAAGUCAGCUUCCACGUUUUUUUUGGCCUAUAUGUGAACCAAAAUGUUUGGAAUGGGCAUUAUUGUCACUUGUCACUACGGACUUUACAAAUUUAGGGGUUGUUUGGCGGAAGGCAGAAUACCAAGGAUGGAUGUGCUUAUGUCUGUGAUAUUACUCAUUGCUUGCUAUUCUUGGGUCUAUGGAUGCUGCAAGUGAAGUAUGCAUGUGAUCACCAUCUGUGGCUGCUAUGGCGAGUCCCAGUUAUUGCUUGCUUCACUGGUUUAAGAUGGACUAAUUGAUAUGCGGCAGGUGUCAGUUGGGACUACCUAGAUGAGCUGAAAGGAGUUCAAAAGUUAAAAUUCUUCGGUUUCUUGCCGAAUAAGCCUGAUGUUGCUUAUGGGAUAAUCAUUUUAACUUAUAUAUCAAUUAAGAAUUUUUUUAUUUUUUAUUUUUUGUUGGUAUGUUCUUUGAUUGUGACAUGUGAAUAGGUUCAUGUAUUGAAUUUCUAUUCUGGUGA
Molecule: messenger RNA, 1719 nt
Organism: Magnolia sinica
Lineage: Eukaryota; Viridiplantae; Streptophyta; Magnoliopsida; Magnoliales; Magnoliaceae
Product: trihelix transcription factor ENAP1-like
Exons: 3
Coding region: 269-1075 (268 amino acids)
Cellular component (GO): nucleus
Molecular function (GO): transcription cis-regulatory region binding
Source: RefSeq, a predicted model, not a curated record